AUGCAGAAUUUGGCGUACAAAACGGUCCGCGGUGGGGCGUGGGGAAAAUGCGCCUCGCGUAUCGUUAUUGCACAUGGCCUUCUUGGCAACAGUUCGAAUUGGUCGACGGCAGCUCGUCGCCUGGCGGAGCAUGAGCUUAUUCGUCCCAAACUGCACGAAGUCAGCAUGCUUGACAUGCGCAAUCACGGGGAAAGCCCGCAUGCUCCAAAUCAUACAAGUGCGGCGAUGGCAUCGGACCUUGAGCUGUUCGUCAUGCAGCGCGGGCAGCAGCAUCAGGAUGACGAAGAGCGAAGCGACGACGAUGGUGUUGUGCUGAUCGGCCACAGCAUGGGAGGCUUGGCGCUAAUGGCAACUAUGCUGCGCCGCACCAACGAGGCGGCGCUGCUGCUGCCCAGCGCGGAGGAGCUGCAGGCCCGCUGCGAGCAGGGCGAGUACUACGGAUGGAGCGACGAGCAGAGCUACGCANAGGAAAUGCGUUCUGCCAACCAAGCCAUGGGCUUCCCUCCGCAGCAGCCGCUCUUGGACGUGCUUUACUGCUGCGGUGGCAACUCUGUUGCAUCGUCGAGGGAGCAGCAAAAAACGCGGAAAAUUCCCCGCGUGAAGGCUGCUGUCAUUGUCGACAUUGCACCGACGACGCGACUUGGGACGGGGCGGGAGGCGUCCGACAGUGUGGCUGCAACGCUUGACGCCAUGACUGCGGUAGACUUGUCGCACGUGCACAGCUUUAGUGAUGGCGGCGCUGCACUGGAACGCGCGGGUGUGCGAGACAAGGACAUGCGGGAUUUUAUUCUGACAAACCUCCGCCUGAACUCGAAGACGGGGGAGGCGAAGUGGCGCUGCAACCUCCCCGUGCUGCGCGCGGACUACAGAAAAAUGGAGUCCGGCUUGUGGCAGUGGUACGUCAAUGCCGACGAGAGGAGGGCGCAGCAUGCGCCCAAUGGCAACACCAGCAUGGUGGGCCCGGAGCGGUGCACGCUGCCGACGCUCUUUGUGUUCGGAGAGAAGUCACCGUACAACAACACUGCAGACCGCAAGAUGAUUGAUCUCUUUUUUGCGAACGCCACACAGGCUGAGGUGGCGGGCUCUGGUCACUUCGUCCACUACGAGAAAUUGCCAGAAUUCAUUACGGCGGUUGCACCAUUUAUCGCGAAACAUCUCUGA
Trypanosoma grayi is the source of this 1161-nucleotide messenger RNA. RefSeq names its product abhydrolase domain-containing protein 11. Lineage: Eukaryota; Euglenozoa; Kinetoplastea; Trypanosomatida; Trypanosomatidae. The record is from RefSeq and is a predicted model, not a curated record. The transcript has a single exon. Bases 1 to 1161 code for a protein of 386 amino acids.